Molecule: messenger RNA, 3780 nt
Organism: Acipenser ruthenus (sterlet)
Lineage: Eukaryota; Metazoa; Chordata; Actinopteri; Acipenseriformes; Acipenseridae
Product: leucine-rich repeat-containing protein 52-like
Exons: 2
Coding region: 1865-2821 (318 amino acids)
Cellular component (GO): voltage-gated potassium channel complex
Molecular function (GO): potassium channel activator activity; transmembrane transporter binding; voltage-gated potassium channel activity
Source: RefSeq, a predicted model, not a curated record
UAAACACAUAAUUGAACCAGUUCGGUUUUUUCAUUAAUUAUUACUAUGGAACUUAUGCACUGACUGGCUGGUACCGUAACCCGCUCAGUUGACUACACACUCGAUUCAUUAUUGAAUCGAUUAAAGAAACUGGAUUCACUUCAUCAAUCGUGCAAACGAGUAACUGCAAAAAAAAAAUACAUUGCAGUGCUCCGCCAAAUCAAACUGACCAUAAACAUUCAAAGUACGUGAAGAAAUUGUGUGAAAUGACUUUACAUAACUAAUUCCAAAACUAAAUGAAUACGCAAUUCUUAAAGGCAUAACCCGCAAUUUAAUACAUCUAUACCAGUACUUACUAAUACUGCAAAGGAGAGUAAAACAAAUGAUAUAUUAUAAAGGGUGUCCCAUACAGUCUUAAUAGGGGAAAUGUUAGCAUUGGUUGACUCGCUUUUGAACUAAUUCAAAUGUGUCGUACUGUAUGAUGGCUGAUUUCUGACACCCGUAUAUUAUUGGCUGCAGGCCGGGUAUGUGCUAUAGGCAAACCCGAUCCUGAAGUCCCGUCCAUUAGGUAUGACUGGACAAGUUUAUAUUUCAUACCAUUAAUAAGAGCACUGUUGCAACAAAGUCUUGCUCUGGAAGUGCCGACUUUGCCCAGAUGGAAUGAAGGUGUUUUCUGUUUGGUUCGCAUUGUGCAUAAGCAGGGACCCUGGAUACCGUAACAGCUGUCACAGUACAUGAUAAUCAAACGAUGGAGUUUAGCGCACAGUGAAACAGGACUGGUUAAUAAGUUACUUGAUAUGCAUUCAGAAUGGAAAGAUACAUCUAAGGGCAGUCGUUCGGCAUCGUCAUUAAGAAGCCUUCUGUGCGUGAAAGAAACAUAGCAAUAUAGUUUGUGAUUGUAUAUGGUUUCCUUUUUAAGUGCAUUUCACAAGUUGCAAAUUGAAUAGAGUCGAGUCGUCAUUCAAUUAUUAAAAGUAUUGUGCAUUGCAGUACAGCUAACAAGCUCAGGUGCGUGGUAUUAGGCUAAUUGUAAAACAUGGACUGCGACAAACUGUUAUGCAAUGAGAGUCUUAUUCCCACCCUUUGUAAUUCUUUUACGUUUUUUGUUGUUGUUUUUGAUGUUGCAAUUGAGCUUUCUUGUGCAAAAGAAAAACUCCACUGUCUCUAUCCCUAUGCUACUUUGCAAUAAGCUACAAUUGAAUGCUUUUACUGCAUUAUUAUAUCGGUACUCUGCAGAAUGGUUUCUUCGUCCAAACUACUAGAGAGAAACACCGGCACAACACUGACACUGACACUGACACUUACACGAAAUGUUUAUAGGCUUUAAAUAAAUGAGCUGGGCACACAGUUAGAGUUGAACAUCCUAUACCCUGUGUCAAAACUGAUACAGUAGCUAUGCGUUUUUCCAAGGUGGCAUAAAUACACCUGAUCCCCUGUCACUUCCUCACUUUCAUUCUGCUGACACAUUUGCCGGCAGGUAUAUUAUUAUCUCUCUCUCUCUCGUUCACACACACACAAAGACAUAACACCCAUCUAGACUCUCGCUCUCUCAGAGAGAGAGAGAGAGAGAGAGAGAGAGAGAGCGCUGCGCCUUAACUCCUUCUCGAUCAGUUACACUCUCCCCGGCUGCAGCGACUGCAGAUUCCAGGCCAUAGGACAUCAAUAUCCUUCAAACUGCAAAUAUAAAUAUGAAAAGAACAGAAAACCGGGAAGCCACGUAAAAGAAGAGACGCGAGUAUCUGAUCGGACCAUUUUGUUUCAACUUGUCAUCAUCAUACUGUCGUAUUUUUCGAUACUGAACUCCUGCUUUGAAGUUCAAUGAAGAACAAGUAUGCGGGGCAGUGCAUCUCCAUUGCCCUGCUGCUGGGGUUAAUGAAGUAUCAUCAUGCUUCUUCCUAUUCCAGUACCCGGCGCGCACACCUUGCUGCGGAAUUGCCUUGUCAUCUUCACCGUGCUGGUGGCGUUGGCUGCGGCGAUGACUGGCUGGUGCCCGGUCAGCUGCAUCUGUAACGACCAGCUAGUGGUCCACUGCUCCGGACAAGGGCUGGCCGAGGUGCCCCUGGACUUACCCCUGGCCACAAGGCAGCUGCUUCUCUCGGACAACAAGAUCACGGAGCUGCCGACGGUGCAGCUAAAUUACCUGUCCGACUUAGUAUACCUGGACUGCAGUAAUAACUCGCUGUACCACCUCUCCAAGACGACUUUCAUCAACCUGAAGAAGCUCGCCUACUUGGACCUCUCUUUUAACAAGCUGGUGCAAGUGGACGACCGGAUGUUCGUCGCCCUGGCGAGCUUGGUGGUCCUCCGGCUGACGGAUAACCCCGGGCUGGACCAGAUGCACGUGGACGCCUUCGCGGAGAACUCGGCUCUGCAGGUGCUGGACAUAAGCAGGAAUAACCUGACCCUGCUGAACAUCUCGACCCUGAUCACCCUGCCCGCCCUCAGGUCGAUCGGCGUCAGCGGGAACCCAUGGGAGUGCGGAUGCUCUAACGAGGACCUGUGCCUGUGGAUGCAGGUAGAAGACUACAAAUUCCAAGACGACGAGAGCACGCUGUGCCGGGGGCCGGCUCCGCUGAGCGGGAUGCGGCUCUCAGAGCUGGGGUUGAAGCUGCGGGUCGAUUGCCACCAGGGCCUGGACAGCUGGGACUACCUGUUCCUGCUCACUGUGGGCUUCCUCAUCUUCUCCGGGGGCACGGUGUCGGCCUGGGUGAUGGGCGUGGUCAUGUUGCUGUAUGAGCGCUGGGAGAACAAGCAGGAGAACGAGGAGGGGGAUGAUGAGGAGGGGUCCGGCGGGGAGGAGCAGGGUAACGGGGACCUCAACAAACCCAUCCAGCAGGUCUGAGUGGGGCUCCCCCUCCCCCCCCCCCCGAGGACUAUCAGAACAUGUAAUAACAUUCAUUUAUUGACUCAGGAGGGGACUCUUGAGACACAGGGAGAGUCUCUUCACACAUUCGUCAUUAUGAAAAGGAAAGUGUUGCACUAGGCAGGGGAAGUGGGUGUCCUGUAUAGGAGCUGCUAUGUCACACUCCCAGAGCUUGACUGAUGCACUUAUACCUCGAUGUGCAGAGAGGAGGGGUGAUGUAUACACCCCCUGUUCAUUUCCCAUUGCGCACUGAGAUACGCAGGACCAAUCAUGGGUUGGGCCACUCCAUCUCACAUAGAGGGUGUGGGAGGUACCAUCAAAGGGGUAAGAGUGUGCAUAAAGUAUAGAACUAGUGGCAUUGAGAUUAAAAAGGAACAGCUCACCCCAAUAGGAUUUGCAGGGUUCUCCCAGACAGCUCCACUUCCUACUUCCUGUACAAUCGGUGGCACAAAAUCAAAUGCAAUAAAAGCUGCAUGUCAGUUUCAAUUUCAGUCAUGAUAGGUAAGACAGUUGAUCUGACAGGCUUGUUUCUGGCCCAGCCGCACUCUGCACCUUGCUCUGCACUCUCAGGUGCUUCCCUUCAUUAAAAGCCCAGUAAAACAAUGUAGUUGUUUAAUUAAUUGGUGUAUAAAAUUUUACUACAUGCCAACUUUGUACAUUUCUUAAUAAAUGUGAGCAGAAUCAGUCUGAAGUGCUGUUGCUCACUGCUCUUUCUUGGGUUAGGUUUCCCUCAGGAUCAGGGCUGAUGGAACCCUUAUUACCUGUGUAUUGGGCUUAGGAUCCUUUCAAUCAUUUACCAUCAAUAACUGUGCUAUUGUCACCUGUUACCAUCACUUUUCAGGUUUUAUUUCACUAAUCCUUUCUUAUCGACCGCUCUGAUGUGUGUUGUUAAUUUGUGCCCUUAUAAAAGUUUACCGCAGUAAAUUUGCAGUUUUCUC